AUGGAAAUUCGAAUCGACCUGGGCGACCGAUCUGAUCCGCGUCGUGGCCAGGAGAUGCUCACGCUGAGGGCCAAGGACGUGAUGAGUCGGGACGUCAGCUUCCCACGGACAGUGUUGGUGAAGCAGCUGGUAGCUGCUUUGAAGGACGAGACGCACACCCACCAGGGCUUUCCCGUGGUUGAUGAGUCGAACCUCUUCCUUGGCCUCAUCCGGCGCUCAGAGCUGCUCCAUGUGCUGGAUACAGGCUUUCGAUCAGGCGCGAGCGAGCUGACGCACCCCAUGGUCUACAGCCGCCCACCGCCUGAGAUCUUCGCCUCGCUGACGCCCGGGGAGCUGAAUAUGACGCUGAACUUGAUGCCCUACGUGAACCGGGCGGCCUACACGGUGCCGGACCAUGCCUCGGUGCUUCGGUGCUUUGGGCUCUUCCGCACCAUGGGCCUGAGGCACCUGCCGGUCUUGGAUAGCAGCAGCCACCUGCGGGGCAUGAUCACGCGGAAGGACCUGCUCCUGGAACACGUGCACGAGGCCAAGUGGGGCGCUUCUUCGGAGGCGGAAAGCGAGGAGGAGGACGACUCUGACUUGGCUUGA
Messenger RNA from Effrenium voratum, 588 nucleotides. NCBI's taxonomy places the organism in Eukaryota, Dinophyceae, Suessiales, Symbiodiniaceae. The record is from the annotation of a GenBank genome assembly.